GCACAGCACUGCUCUUUGUCUGUGGGUAGGAAAGCAGAGCGAUGUGGUGGCCUCUCCCUGCGUGUGCCAGCUUUGGAGCUGGCCUUGCCUGGGCUCUCCUUACUGUGGCUCUGGGGAUGGAUUUAAGUUUGCAGGAAAGUUUGCUGUUAAAAUCCCUGGGUCUGAGCGCAAAGCCCAGCCCCAAAAUCCCCAUCCCGGUGCCAUCUGUGCUCUGGAGGAUCUUCCAGAAGAGAAGGAGCCCUCCUGCAACAAACAGAGACCCGGUGGAUGGUUGUAGGGUGGAGGAGUUUAAUGUCCCUGGGAACAUCAUCCGUGUCUUCGCUGACCAAGGCCGCUUCAUUCAUAGCACGCAGCCCCAUCCGCUGCUGUGUCUGCAGAAGCGUCUGUACUUUAACCUCUCUGUGCUGGAGGAGGAUGAGCGCCUGACCAUGGCUCAGCUGGAGAUCAAAUUCAGCCACAAUUCGUACCACAGCCCCGGCCGGGGGGGGGGCUUCGAGCUGAGGCUGUACCGCAGCUGCCCGGUGCCGCUGAGGGGGACGCCCUCCCUGGAGCGAGGCCGCAAGCUGCUGCUGGAGCAGUCCUUUGCCCGCCUGCACAAGUCUCUGCUCUUCAACCUGAGCGACGUGGCAAAGGACUGGACAACUCACAGCAGGAACCUGGGCUUGGUCCUGGAGAUCGCGGUGAGCGGAGACGGAGCCUCAGCCCCGGGGAGCACGGGGCCACAGAGCCCCUGUGCCGGCAUCGACUCUUUCAUGGAUACCUCUCUCCUGGUGGUGACUCUCAGCCAGCAGCAGUGCAGGGCCUCCAGGAGGAGGAGGAGUGCUUACAACGUCCCCGUCACACCGAGCAACCUCUGCAAGCCCCGGCGCCUUUACAUCAGCUUCAGUGACGUUGGCUGGGAGAAUUGGAUCAUCGCCCCGCAGGGCUACAUGGCCAACUACUGCCUGGGCGAGUGCCCCUUCCCCCUCACAGCUGAGCUCAACAGCACCAACCACGCCAUCCUGCAGACCAUGGUGCACUCACUGGACCCCGAGGGGACGCCCCAGCCCUGCUGCGUCCCCGUCAGGCUGUCCCCCAUCUCCAUCCUCUACUAUGACAACAGUGACAACGUGGUGCUGAGGCACUACGAGGACAUGGUGGUGGAUGAGUGUGGCUGCAGAUAGCGGAGUGGAUGUGGGUAUGUGCUGUGGGGUCCCCGUGUGGCACACGGAAUGAUGGAUGGAAUAAAUCCAAGUGUGACAAAUGCUCUCUGUGAUGGUGUUCAGGGAGUUUCCCAUUGGGACAGGGACUGUCAGAGCCCCCUCUGUGCUGCCUUCUUCCCCUGCAGCCAGGGAGGAGGUCUGCAUGAAGGGAUGGGGACAGCUGUGUUUUAGUGGUAGUGCUGUGCUGGGUGCUCUGCCAGAGCCUGCAGGUGGGUACGGGGUUAUGAUCAGCUCUGACCCUGGGUGCUGCUCAGCCAUGCGGUGUGGUUGGCAGAGGCACCAGGCUGGGAAUCCCGGCUCCGUCCUGUGCCUGGCAGAGCAGCUGCUGGUGCUGCUGGCGGCCUCGUGGUGGAGCUGCUGCCGGGCUUUGUGUUUUUCAGCUUUUUGCAGCUUAUGCCAUGCAAAACGCAGUGACCCAUUUGGUGAAGUGAUGCUGUGGGUCUGUGCUGCCGGCUUCAGCUGCAGCAGCUGCAGGAAGAGGUAUGGUGUCGUGACAUGAGCCGUGUCAUGACUGAAUCCCUUCCCCGGGGCACUGGAGGCUGCUUCACGCUGGAGCUGUGGCUGUAUGGUGGUGUACCUGGAGCUGAGUCAUCCCUUGCAUUGCUUUUGUAGAGGGUUUGUCUGCAUCAGCUUCUGUGGAGCAGCACAGGAAAGGGGCCGGGAUGGGCACUGUGGCUGAGGAAGGGGCACACAGUGCUGCACAGUGGGCAGCAGCAGUCUGUGGCAUUUUGAUCCCUCCCUGAGGUCCCACUGCUGCAGCACAGUGCUCAUUUACCUCGUUGAGCAAAGUAAUGAGUGCAGGAGCCCCCGGGCAGCUGCAGCCACAUGGCACAGUGCAGCAGUCGCUUUGCACAGCAGUGUCACAGCCCUCAUAAUUCAGGCACCACAUUAAUAAUGUGCAUAUGCAUUUGGGGGUUAUUUUUUAUGUGUUUGGCUUAUUGUUUUUAUUAAGGACUUGUGCGCAGAGCUGCAGCUGUUGGCUGUGCUCCUCAGUCCAUUGCAGCAGUGUGGCUGUGCUCUCGCCGUGUUUCAUGCCAUGAACAGAAGCCCUCAGAGCAGUGUGGGGGGGAGGGGGUGCAGACACAGAAUCUGAGUUAACUUGAAUUUCUUUUUGAAAUAUGAGCCCGGCAGCACAGCCUGCACCGUUUCUACUUUUUUUGUACCUGUGUUGUAUUGUCUCCAAGAUCUGAUGAAGUAUUGCUGAGUGCAGCUGGACCCCAAGCACUGAGGGUUUAAACCACUGCCAGAGCUGCAGCGGAGCGUCUUCCUGCAACACCACUGCUGCCAUGCCUGAACCAUGCAGCGGAAGGCCGAGUAGGUUGAGAACAGCCCUUAGGUUGGUAGCACUCACCUUCAGCUUCCCCACACCCAGCAGUAACCCCUAACAUAGCGCAGUGAAAGCAGUGUCCCCCCCCUGGGGGUGUCAGGAGCUUUGGGUGGGACAUAACCCAGCAGGAGCUCUUUCUUUCCAGAUUAGAACAGCAGGGAUUUAAAAACCACCCCCUUCCUUUUGGUACUGUGCUGGAGUGGACUCAGGGAGGCAGAGCUGUUAUUGGCUCCAGGCUGAGCGCAGCUGAGCACCCACCCAGGAACUGCAUUUGCUUCCAUGUGUCCGCUCUGCGCCCCCCCACUUUUGUACCAGUCUGUGUGUAAAGGAAGUAAUAAACUUGAAGUUUCUACAAUCA
Gallus gallus (chicken) is the source of this 2887-nucleotide messenger RNA. RefSeq names its product growth differentiation factor 3 (gene GDF3). Gene Ontology annotation, cellular component: extracellular region. Lineage: Eukaryota; Metazoa; Chordata; Aves; Galliformes; Phasianidae. Bases 42 to 1163 code for a protein of 373 amino acids. Gene Ontology annotation, molecular function: growth factor activity; cytokine activity. The record is from RefSeq and is marked provisional. The transcript has 2 exons. Gene Ontology annotation, biological process: BMP signaling pathway; SMAD protein signal transduction.